This is a messenger RNA of Trichobilharzia regenti, 977 nucleotides long. Lineage: Eukaryota; Metazoa; Platyhelminthes; Trematoda; Strigeidida; Schistosomatidae. The record is from the annotation of a GenBank genome assembly.
GCUGAUGUUAAUUUGAAAGUGUUAGCAUUUUAACAAAAACAGGUGGAUAAUAGUAAUGAGCAGUUCAAGAAAUAUUUCAGGGUCUAAGAUAAAAAAGAAUAAGUCCAAAACAGAUGUUAAGCUUAUCUUGAACACAAAUCAAAAAAGAGAUUUGCUGGAGGCUUUUAAACUUCUUGACAAAGAAGGAUCUGGAUUAAUUACAGGAAGAGAACUAAAGGUGGCCCUCAGAGCUUUGGGUUUUGAUCCCACAGCUGCUGAUAUUAGACAGCUCGUUUUGGAACAUGACCCUGAUAAUAAAGGUUUAAUCGACUUCAAGGGAUUUUUGGAAAUUAUGACGCUGAAAAUGACUGAAAAAAGCGAGAAGGCAGAUCUUAUAAAGGCUUUUAGGAUAUGCGACGAUGACGAUUCGGGGAAGCUGACACUUUCAAAGCUAAAACGUGCUGCGCAACUGCUUGGAGAGGACAUAAAUGAUGAGAGCUACAGGAAAUGAUUGAUGAAGCUGAUAAAGAUGGCGAUGGAGAGGUCAGUGAAGAAGAAUUCUUAUGGAUUAUGCGUAAAACAAAUAUUUUUUAAACACUUUUAUAUUAUUUGUAUAUUAUUCGAAAUUAAAACAGCCGAAAUUAUGAAAAUAAUUGAAAUAUAACUGACAUUAGUGGGAUAGACUAAAAGUUUAUUUUGUAAAAUAAUCCCUUUUUGUACACUUAUUUUGAAUUAACUGGAAUUUUCGAAAUUAAAAGAACCUGUUUCAAAAUCAUUGAACAUUGGAACGAUCAUUUCUUUAAAUUAUCUAAUUACCAUGUUUCAUGGUGGUUUUAAAUUUAAAUUUCUUAGUAAUCAUGUUAAGAAUGAAUGAAAGUAAUAUUUUUAUAUUUUUAUCAUUACAAUUAAUGUAUUCAAUUACAAUUUUGGCUUAUAUUGUAAAGACGCUUAAUGGUCAUUUUUGUAAGAAGCAUUUUUUAGGAUAAAUAAAACUUAAC